GGUAAUCAAAGACGCAGCAGCAAUCACGCCCCGAGUGGAGUGGUCCGCGCAGAGUGCGAUUCGUGGGGGAGAAUUUGAAGUGUCACAAGAUUCGACUGACAAUUUUCUUCGUGCCUCCAUAUCAUAUCAGCUGGAGUGGAAACCCACAUCAGCACGGGGAAAGAUUAGGUUCCUGGAACUCGGCAAUGACUGGGGGCCUGCAUUGACAUGCAGCUUAGUUUUUGUGAACUCAGUGGGCAACCGAUGGGUGCACUAGUCCCUCCGUGUGCUCUUUCAUAACAUUCUCAUUCUCACAACAUUUUUUCAAGCGACUCCGGAUUAGGGAGGACAGGCAUAGCGUGUGAGAGCGAGGAUUACCUGGCAGCGAGAGGAUUCGACAGGAUCGUCGUUCUCAUUGAUGCGUUUAUGUGCAUUUCUGCGUGUCCAGGAGGAGAAGUGAGGCUCCUCGCUGUGGCAGAAUCACGGGGGUUCGGAGUUCGUCUCGAGAGUCCUCUGAUUACUGUGUAGACUCAUAGCAUCAUUGUUCUGUCAUCGCCUGAAACGGAGGCUUACAAUGUGACGUUGAAGAGAUUUUGACUGAAUAUUGCGGAUUUGAACUUUGCGAACUUUCUUGUUUCCAGCGACCUCGUUCUCUGCGGUGGUCGCGAGCGAGAGGAGGUUGGAGCCUACAAACAUGGGAGUGAUUGGCUCAGAGGAUAGUGAGAAGGAUCAGUUAGUUCCGGGUGUUCCUGCUACAGCUAAACUUGCACUUCAAAGCAUUUGUCAGCGUAUUCUCUGCAUCUAUUUCGAUCUGGUGGAUUGUAGACUAGUGUCUUGAAUCUACGAGAGCUGGAGUAUCCAACCUCCUUUGACCAAUGGACGACAACAUGAAGAGAGUUGUUUUUGGUAGUCAAACCACGUCUCCCAAGCUGAAUCCAGCAUCUACAGGAAACUGGACCGCGGAAGAGUCAAUUGUAUUUGGCCCGGGUGCUUCUGGAAAACGUUCAGCUGAAGGAGCUACAGCCUCUGACAGAGGAGGACCAGGUGGCCCUGGCAGGAGAGAGCGUGGCAUCAAGCAGCCCCAGCUAGGUCCACCGCAAGUCGGCAAGGGAUAUUUUAGAGGCUAUGAGCAGCCAUUUGCACCGCAACAAGUUGGAAAAGGAUACGCAAAGAGUCCUGAUCAGCAGCAGUUUGGACAGCAACAACUUGGCAAGGUAUUUGCGAAGAGUCCUGAGCAGCAGCAAUUUUCACACCAACAGCUGGGUAGAGGGUUUUCAAAGAGUCCUGAGCAGCAGCAAUUUCCACAGCAACAGCUUGGUAAGGGGUUUCCCAAGAGUCCCGAGCAGCAGCAAUUUCCACAACAACAGCUUGGUAAGGGGUUUUUCAAGAGUCCUGAUCAGCAGCAAUUUCCACAUCAACAGCUUGGUAAGGGGUUUUCCAAGAGUCCUGAUCAGCAGCAAUUUCCACAGCAACAGCUUGGUAAGGGGUUUUCCAAGAGUCCUGAUCAGCAGCAAUUUCCACAGCAACAGCUUGGUAAGGGGUUUUCCAAGAGUCCUGAUCAGCAGCAAUUUCCACAGCAACAGCUUGGUAAGGGGUUUUCCAAGAGUCCUGAUCAGCAGCAGUUUGCACAACAGCAACUCGGUAAAGGAUAUACGAAGAGUCCUGAUCAGCAGCUACACGCACAGCAGCAAUUGAGCAGGGGAUAUGCUAAAAGUACUGAGCUCCAGCAGUCUUCCUUACAACAGCCGAGGAAAGGAUACUCAAAACACCAGGAUCAGUAUGAAGCACAGCAAGUCUCCAAAGGAUAUGCCAAGAGCCCUGACCAACAGAGAGAAGAAGAAGCUGCAAAGGAACGGAGACGGGUUAGAUUUGGUGCCGAAGGAAGAUCGACUGGAGCUACACAGCGCUUGGGACCUGAAGUUGCGAAUGUCGAAAGACAAACUCCGAACAGUUCUCCAGGAGGAGAGAUAGGAACCAUGUUAGAACCUGGAAGUAGCCCCAUACCGGGUGGAAACCUGAAUAAGCGAGAAAUGAUCGUUGUCAGGCGUCCAGAAGUAAUAAUCGAGGACUCGUCAGAAUUGGAUGGGUUAGAGAGUUUAAACACUGAAGCUAUACUCGGAAUCUGUCCUGACAUGUGUCCAGAAAUUGAGCGCGAAGAGCGGGAACGGAAGGGUGACCUUGACAGAUUUGAGCGCGUGGAAGGUGAUCGAAACCAGACCAGUAUAGAUUUGGCAGUAAAGAAAUAUACAAGAACUGCUGAGAAGAGUGCUGUGUUGAUUCGCCCUCUACCUGUGCUAAAAAGUACCAUGACCCACUUACUCUCCCUGCUAGAAAGGGAUCAUGAAGAUGACCUCCUUUCAGUUCACAACUUUCUGUGGGAUCGCAUGCGGGCUGUACGAAUGGAUCUUCGAAUGCAACACAUUUUCGGUGAAGAUUCUAUUACAAUGCACGAACAAAUGAUCCGAUUUCACAUUUUAGCUAUGCACGAGCUGUGCGAAUAUGUACAGGGAGAAGCGGGCGUUAGUGAAGGUUUUAAUGCCCAUCUGAAUAUAGAGCAGAUGAACAAAACCUCCGUUGAUUUAUUUCAGAUGUAUGAAGAUCAUGUGAAGCAAGGGAUUUCAGUUCCUAGUGAGGCAGAAUUCAGAGGAUAUUAUGCUUUGCUAAAGCUUGACAAACACCCCGGCUAUCGAGUAGAACCUGCAGAAUUGUCGCUUGAUCUAGCUAAAAUGACUCCUGAAAUAAGGAGGUCCCCACAAGUUCUCUUCGCGCGAGAUGUUGCAAGGGCAUGUAGAGGAAACAAUUACGUUGCCUUUUUCAGGCUGGCGCGACAGGCAACAUACCUACAAGCUUGUUUGAUGCAUGCUCAUUUUGCAAAGCUACGUACACAAGCUUUGGCCUCACUCUAUAGUGGUCUUCUAAAAAAUCAAGGAAUCCCUCUGUCAACUGUUGUGGAUUGGCUUGGAAUGGAGGGUGAGAACAUUGAAGAUUUAGUAAAGUACCAUGGUUUUUCCAUGAAAUCAUACGAAGAGGAUUACAUGGUGAAGGAAGGCCCAUUUUUAAAUAAGGAACGGGACUUCCCAACAAGCCGCUCUCAGCUGGUUGAAGCCAAGCGAUCAGCAGUAAUUGCAGCAGAUGUGCAAUCUGGAGGACUGUUGCCCACUAGGCCUGAUUUAGCAAACAAGUUGAAGAAAUUAGUAAGCUCGGGAAGGAGCGAAUACAAAGAAGGAAGUUCAAUGAUCGGAGGGAAGUUACUGCCUGCAAUUGAAAAGGGCGAUCAACUACCAAUUUUUGAUCCAAUCCACACAUUUGUAGAUAGCGUGGAAGAAGACAUGCCUGACUAUGUAGAUGAAGAGGAACAACCGUUGGUGGAAAUCCAGGCAGCCCCAUUAUCAUUUGUCACUGAUAUGUCUAUGUUGAUCAAAGUUCAAUCUGAGGAAGAAGUAAAACAAAGUAAGAAGAGACGCAUGGAAGAGCCUCAUUCUGAAGCAGAAGAACACGAGAUUAGACGCUUGAGGCAUGAAGCAGAUGCAGCAGCAAGAAGGGCAGCUAGCCAAGCUCUCGCAGCAGAAGCUAAGAGACAAGAAGAGAAGCUAAGAGGAGCAGCCCACAAGGCCGAAGCGGAUGCUGGGAAACAAUGGCGUUGGUUCAGAAAGUGGAGAAGAAGAGCCGCUGCCAAAGCUUUGGAGCGUCAGCAAAAGCUAGAACGGGCUGAAACAGCAUUGAAUACUUUAUCAUUGGGGUUACCUCUCGUCAAAACACAGGAUUUCGGUGGAGAUUUGUUGAGUGUAGAAGACAGACACUAUUAUCUUCAAGCAUUAGUUGAAGAGCAAGCACGGAAGUUGCAAGAAUUUUGGGCUCCAAUCAAUAUACCGAAAUUAGUGAUGCCCAUUCUGCAUGAGCUGAAUCGAGGUACUAGAUUUCUGCAUUGGAACCUCCUCCUUUCGACUGAAGGCAAUGCAGCUGGGAACUGGAUUCGGACCAAAGUCAACAGCAAACUGCUAUCAAAUGCGGAAGAAUCCUACAUGGGCGUCGAGCUAAGUACCAUUUCUGCCGACGGGAAGAUUAUUUUCGAUAGAGCUGGAGGCAAGUACGUUGGUCUUUGGUACAGUACAAGAGAGUUGGUAACUAGCACGUCUACAUCACACUCGCAGGCUUCCUUUUACGGAACCAGUGGACUGGUUUUCGUGGUCAAAGAGAAUGAAUCAGUUGCAGUUGAGCAGGCAAGGUUGCACACUCUAGCACAAGCUGUUCCGGACGGUGUUAGUGUACCUCUUCUCGUAAUAUCAACCGAGGCAGGAUAUGAGAAUGGUAGGGAAGCUGAACAGUCCUUAUUACGGAGUUGGGACCUAUUUUUGAAGACAGAUGAGGUUAGUCGGGAAAAAAUCAGCAAGCACAAAUUGAUUUACAUCGGAAUAUCACCAGAAGUAAAUCCUGACGAGAAAUGUUACUUCAGUGGCCACGCCUUGACAGACGGGCUUCUGUGGCUUGCCUACCAUUGUCCACGCCAACCACAGCUGCGCCCGGUUCACCUUGCAGACCUUGUCAAAGAGCACCUAGACGAUCACUUGAGGCUCCUUUUGAGGAUGUAUCCCAGGGAUGUGAAACCUGAGCAUUGUAUCACUGUGUACAACAAAGCACUGGAGAAGGCUGUCGAUGAGAUCGAGAAGACUGCCCGUUCUAUCCCACUAAAUUGGCCGCCUGAUUCUCCGCCACGAAGGAAGUUGGAAGGAAAAGAUGGGGAGUACAUGCCUUCACUAGAAGCUUGGAAUCAUAGCAAAACCUUGGAACUUGCGUAUGCUGCUUUGAUUUCCUGUCGCCUUCCAGCGUUUCCUUCAGUUCCUUCAUUCGACACGGGAAUCUCAAUCAUCUCACAAAAGAUGACAUUGGAAUCGGUCCUUCAGAAGUAUCUCUCAAUAGUAGAAGGGACUAGUACAGACAAUCCAACAAUGAGGUGGGAAGUCAAUGGAAUGGUCCAAAGGGGAUGCACUAUCGAUUGGUCCAAGACUGGCAAUAUAUUGGUUCCCAGGUGGGCCAGAAUAUUUCAGGCUAUUUUUGCAACCAGGUUAAUCCUCCUCGAUGAGAUGCAAGCUGCUCUUGUUUACGUAUCCCGGGUUGAGAAGAGGCCUCCUUUCCAUCUUGAGAAAUUUGAGAAAUACCACAGCUCUGCUAAUCAAGCAUUAGAUAUUACUGACAGAUAUUGUAAUGCGGAGCCUCUACUAGAUGAUCUAAUUGGCCAAACUGGCUAUGAGGAUGAUGGAAUAGCGUACCAGGGCUGCUCAAGAAAGGAAGAGGCUUCACCACCUCAACAAAUGCGGACUGCUGUUCGAGAGGAAACACCAACUCGUUCAGCUAGAAACUCAUACCAGACACAAUUUUCAACACCGGAAACUCUCAGCCUUCCUAUGCAGUACAGAGGUGGAUAUUUGGAGGAGUCACAAAAGGAGGUCAAAGUUAGUCCUAUUUCAAGACACGUGACGGAUUGGCUGAUCUCCAGAACUGGAUUUGAUUCCUCCAAGCGGAUGCAGCUGGCUUUGACAGACUCAGAAUUGUUUCUGGACGACAUGAUGGAACAAUUAGACUUGUGGAACUCUAGACCUGCAGGCGACCAUGCCCAUGGAGAUGACUUUCCUGUAACCCCUCCGUUGUCUAAUGCGAAUCUUAUAGAACUUAGUAAAUGUGAUAAACAAAUUUCACCGAAAGAAGAACUUGGAUAUUAUGACUCAGCUUUUGAUAAUGUCAUUCCACACAGCAGAGAAAAAAAGGAUCUUGGUCCUUGGGCUCUCAAGCUGGAGUUGACUGAGUCCGAAAUCCUGUUGGGUAGAAUGGUAGCAGAGUUUGAGACUAAGACUUCUGAAGGGGACGAAGCGUUUCCUACGAAGAUUGCCCAUGGCAACGGAGAUACCGAGCAUGUACAUGAGUAUAAGCAAUCUUUCUCCGAACGAUCCCGGGCAAAUCUGCUUAUCAGUUGAGAGAAUUUGACAUGUACAUUAUCGCAGCUUCGAAGGUCGACAUUGUACGAAUGAAUUGGACUAUUGGACUCCCUAUAUCAUUCUGGAGAGUGAAGAAUCAGUGAAAAUGUUAGUUUGUUUCAUCUCCGGAUAUUGAGCGAAGUUUUGAAGACCCUGGGAUCUCCAAUGUCAACGAGAAAUCAGAUCUUGCUCUAAGCUUGAAGGCUGGGAACCGCCAGCUAAUCGCUGCAUAGAGUCCACAUGUCCGUGGUCUGUGGAUUCUCUUAGUUGGAGCUCUUUGUACAUUCACAAAUCAUCUGCGAUGUUAGAUAUCUGCACACGGAAGUUGAGAAAUUCUAUCUACUCUAUGCGGUUGAGCUGAAACGCCUUGAGCGAGAGGUCUCACGUUUUAGAUAGGAAUUUAUUACACACCAAAGAUUGAAAGUUGGUGGGGACGACAUGGAAGCACGCCCGUGAAUGGCGCUGCAUUGACUAUCAGGAGAACACCUGCACGAAAUUUCUCUAUGAGCUCGAACUUUUUGUUUUGAGCCGAUUGUGCAUAUUUGAAGGAUUAACAAGAAGUUGACAUCACGUCACAUACAUUCGAUGUCGUGGUUGAUUGAGUAAUUCAGGUAAGGAUUGCUUUUUAUUCCCUGACAUGGGAGAGUUUUGUUUUUGCGGUUAUGUAGUUGUGGAAAUUCUGUUUGUCCUGAAUGAUGGUUAUCUCUCCAGAAGCCCGGAGACAGUCCAUCACCUCUAAAUAUUCUCAGGAUCAUGUAGUAUGUCUUAUUCUGCGUGCUAAGUACUAAAUUUCGAGUUCAUAUCAGCUGAUUUUUGCGAUCUUCGGUAGUCUAUUCGGUAGUAUACCCGUGCAUUGGGUUUUCGGGUGAGUGCAUCAUGGUGAUGUGGAAUCUUGUUCCAGAUUACAGAUGAUUCUCAUGCUACUCAUAUCAUUACUAAGCUCUGUUCAAAACGGUGAUCAUUAUCCACACGAAGCUCGGCCGUUCACAUAAUCACUUUUUACCAUUGUAAUCUCUCUACUUUGACAGCACAUCGCAUUUAGUUCCAGUUAUCCGACACUGGGCCUCUUUGUGCUGUCUUCUGAGCAGUAGAGCUGUAUAACUUCUUAUUCUUGGAGCUAUGAUUACGGAUUUUGUCUGGGCCAUUGGCGGUACCACUAAUAGAGGAGCUGAUUGUUAACAGCCGAGAGAUCGUGGACAACCAGGAAAAUUUUAAUACAAGCG
This is a messenger RNA of Marchantia polymorpha subsp. ruderalis, 7171 nucleotides long. The record is from the annotation of a GenBank genome assembly. Lineage: Eukaryota; Viridiplantae; Streptophyta; Marchantiopsida; Marchantiales; Marchantiaceae.